UGCAACAAUGCUUCGAGUGCGAGGGGCGCCCAGGACCCCACCACCACACCCUCGCCCUGCCAGCCUGGCGGGGCGCGUCACGCCAGCCAGCAGCUACACACGCCGCUGCGGGGUUCCCCCUUGGCGCUGAGGUCCUCUCCUGCAGCGCCGCUGUCCUCGGACUUGGCGGGCCAUUUGGUCUCGGGGGAGGGGCUCGCGGGCCCAGCGGAGCAGUCCCCGCAGGAGGGCGGGAGCUAGCCCGGCAGCUCACGGAUUGCGGAGGCGGAGCAGCACUCCGGGCAGCCCGAGGCUUCCACCUCGCCAGCCCCGCCGCUCCGGCGACCGCUGCCUCAGAAAACUAACAAGAACCAGAUGUGGCCGCGGCUGUCGAACUUUCCCCGAGCCCGUGAUUGGCCCCCGGCCGAGCGCCGCAGCCAGUCAGCGCGUUGGGAAGGCCCGGAGUCCCCGCCCGGCCGCGCACCCGCGGGGAUCCAGGUUGGAGGCUGGCGCGGCGCAGCUAGUGGGCUGGCUGGCCGGGCCGGGACGCGCUCUGCCGCGGGGCAGCCCAGGAGCCGAGCCAGCAUGCGGGGGGACCGGGCCGCCCGGCGACUGGCGUUGCCAUCGCUGCCGCCGCCGCCACUGCUGCUGCUGCUGCUGCUGUCCCGGGCCGGGGCGCUGCACCCAGAGGAGCUCUUCCCCUACGGUCAAUCGCGGGGGGACCAGCUUCUGCAGGAAGGCGACGACGAAAGCUCAACCCCAGUGAAGCUGGCGAGUCCCCUGCGCUUCUACGAAGCCCAGUUUGGCUACCUCUACGUGGGCACCAACGGUAUCAUCUCCACUCAGGACUUCCCUAGGGAAACCCAGUACGUGGACGACGAUUUCCCCACAGACUUUCCGGCCAUUGCCCCCUUCCUGGCGGACAUCGACACGAGUCGGGGCCGGGGCCAGGUCCUGUACCGUGAGGACACGUCCCUGGCAGUGCUGGGCCUGGCCGCCCGCUACGUGCGCGCAGGUUUCCCGCGCACAGCUGCGCACUUCACCCCCACUCACGCCUUCUUGGCCACCUGGGAGCAGGUGGGCGCCUACGAAGAGGCCAGCAGCCGGGUGCCGUCCUCAGGAGAGCUGAACACUUUCCAGGCAGUUUUGGCAUCUGAUGAGUCUGAUACCUACGCCCUCUUUCUGUACCCUGCCAAUGGCCUUCAGUUCUUUGGAACUCGCCCCAAAGAGUCUUACAACGUCCAGCUUGAUCUUCCCGCCCGGGUGGGCUUUUGCCGAGGGGAGGUCGAUGACCUGAAGAGAGAGGGACCCUAUUUCAGCCUGACCAGCACUGAACAGUCUGUGAAAAAUCUCUACCAACAGAGCAACCUGGGGGUUCCUGGAGUGUGGGCUUUUCAUAUCGGCAGCACCUCCCCACUGGACAAUAUCAGGCCAGCCACCCUUGGAGGAGACCUUACCAAAGCCCGCCCUUCACCUCCCCUGGAGCAGUCCUUCGGCCCUUCAGCAGCUCCAGAAAGUGACUACACUGAAGACAAUCUGGAUUACUAUGAUGAGAAUGAGGGAGAAGUGGAGUACCCCCCAAGUGAGCCAGAGGACACAUGGAAAGGCCAUAGCAGCAUUGAGGUUUCCUUCCAGCCAAAAGCUGAGUCAAGACCUUUAGGAGGUGGGAUAUCUCUACCAGAUUCUGAUCCGGCCUCCCCUUUGCCACAGCUGACAGCUAGUGAUCGGCCCCUCUCGCCUGAAACCGAAUCAGCCACCUUGGAGCCUCAAACCAAAGAGGGGAGAGCUCCAGGUGGGGUAGAUGCCCCAGAUCUAAAUGGCGCAGUCGAGUCUUCUGAACAGCAAGGGAAUAGAAGCCCAGCACCCUCAAAGAUAGAAGAAGAUUCACCGGGUCUGACCUGGGGAGCCCCGCCUCCCCACGCAGCGGGACCAUCCCUGCCUUCAGAAGAGGAUGUUCCUCCAGCCCACCCCGAAGGAAAGGCCGUUCUAAAUUACCCCGUGCUAGCUCACACUCCACCACUGGGGCUGGGGAGGCAAGUGCUGGGUGUGGAGGACAUCAUCGGUUCCAACACUGAGGUCUUCACGUAUAAUGCUGCCAACAAAGAAACCUGUGAACACCACCAUGGACAGUGCUCCCGGCACGCCUUCUGCACCGACUACGCCACCGGCUUUUGCUGCCACUGCCAGUCCAGGUUUUAUGGAAAUGGGAAGCACUGUCUCCCAGAAGGGGCACCUCAUCGGGUCAACGGGAAAGUGAGUGGCCACCUCCUCGUGGGCCACACACCCGUGCAAUUCACAGACGUGGACCUGCACGCUUACAUCGUGGGUAAUGACGGCAGAGCCUACACGGCCAUCAGCCACAUCCCUCAGCCUGCCGCCCAAGCCCUUCUCCCGCUCAUACCGAUCGGAGGCCUAUUUGGCUGGCUCUUUGCUUUACAAAAACCUGGCUGGGAGAACGGCUUCAGCUUCACAGGUGCUUCCUUUACACAUGAGAUAGAAGUUAUUUUCUACCCAGGAGAAGAGAGGGUUCGAAUCACUCAGACUGCUGAGGGACUUGACCCGGAGAACUAUCUGAGCAUUAAGACCGACAUUCAAGGCCAGUUGCCUUACAUCCCAGCGAAUUUCACUGUCCACAUAGCUCCCUACAAGGAGAUUUACCACUACUCAGACUCGGCUGUGACCUCCACAAGUUCCAGAGACUACUCGCUCACCUCUGGUGCCAUCAACCAAACACGGUCCUACCGCAUCUACCAGAACAUCACUUAUGAGGCCUGCAGACACGCCCCCAGACACCUGGCCGUCCCCGCCACCCAGCAGCUGAACGUGGACCGGGUCUUUACCUUGUACACGGAUGAAGAAAGGGUGCUUAGAUUCGCUGUGACCAAUCAGAUUGGCCCAGUUGAAGGGGACUCAGACCCCGUCCUCGUGAAUCCUUGCUACGACGGGAGACACACAUGUGACAUGAGGGCUCAGUGCCAUCCAGGGGCAGGGGUAGACUACACCUGCGAGUGUGCCUCUGGGUACCAGGGAGAUGGACGCAACUGUGUGGAUGUAAAUGAGUGUGCAACUGGCUUCCAUCGCUGUGGCCCCAACUCCGUGUGUAUCAACUUGCUGGGAAGCUAUAGGUGUGAAUGCCGGAGUGGUUAUGAGUUCGCAGAUGACGGGCACACUUGCACCUUGAUCAGUCCCCCUCCCAACCCCUGUGAGGAUGGCAGUCAUUCCUGUGCCCCCGCUGGCCAGGCUCGGUGCAUUUCCCAUGGAGGCAGCACGUUCAGCUGCGCCUGCCUUCCUGGUUACACAGGCAACGGGCACCAGUGUACUGAUGUUGAUGAAUGCUCGGAAAACAGAUGUCACCCGUCAGCUACCUGCUACAAUACCCCUGGCUCCUUCUCCUGCCGAUGCAACCCUGGCUAUCAUGGGGAUGGAUUUCAGUGCACACCUGACCCCUCCUCGGGGCUGAAACCCUGCGAACAGCAGCAGCGCCAGGCCCAGGCUCAGCACGCCUAUCCCGGCAGCCGGAUGCACAUACCCCAGUGCGAUGAGCAGGGCCACUUCCUGCCGCUGCAGUGUCACGGCAUGACCGGCUUCUGCUGGUGUGUGGACCCCGAUGGCCACGAAGUCCCCGGCACGCGGACUGCACCCGGCUCCUUGCCACCGCGCUGCAGACCACCAGAGCCCACCCAGAGGCCCCGGACCGUCUGUGAGCGCUGGAGGGAAAACCUGCUGGAGCACUACGGUGGCACGCCCAGGGAUGACCAGUAUGUGCCCCAGUGUGAUGAUCUGGGCCACUUCAUGCCCCUGCAGUGCCACGGGAAGAGUGACUUCUGCUGGUGUGUGGACAAAGAUGGCAGAGAAGUGCAGGGCACCCGCUCGCAGCCAGGCACCACCCCUGCCUGUAUCCCCACGGUUGCUCCACCCACAGUCCGGCCUGUGCCCCGGCCUGAUGUGACCCCUCCCUCUGUGGGCACCUUCCUGCUCUAUGCCCAGGGCCAGCAGAUCGGUCACUUGCCCCUCAAUGGUACCAGGCUUCAGAAGGACAUGGCCAAGACCCUGCUGUCCCUGCAUGGCUCCAUAGUUGUGGGAAUUGACUAUGACUGCCGCGAGAGGAUGGUAUACUGGACAGAUGUUGCUGGACGGACAAUCAGCCGUGCUAGUCUGGAACCAGGAGCAGAGCCUGAGACGAUCAUCAACUCAGGUCUGAUAAGCCCGGAAGGACUUGCCAUCGACCACUUCCGUAGAACAAUGUACUGGACGGACAGUGGCCUGGACAAGAUAGAGCGAGCCAGGCUGGAUGGCUCCGAGCGCCAAGUCCUCUUCCACACGGACCUGGUGAAUCCACGAGCCAUUGCUGUGGAUCCAAUCCGAGGCAACUUGUACUGGACAGACUGGAAUCGAGAAGCUCCUAAAAUUGAAACAUCUUCUUUAGAAGGAGAAAACAGAAGAAUUCUGGUGAAUAAAGACAUUGGACUACCUAACGGUUUAACCUUUGACCCCUUCUCCAAACUGCUCUGCUGGGCAGACGCAGGAACCAAAAAGCUGGAGUGUACACUUCCUGAUGGGACUGGACGGCGUGUUAUUCAGAACAACCUCAACUACCCCUUCAGUAUUGUUAGCUACACAGAUCACUUCUACCACACAGACUGGAGGAGGGAUGGUGUUAUAUCUGUAAAUAGAGACAGCGGCCAGUUUACUGAUGAGUAUCUCCCAGAGCAGCGGUCUCAUCUCUACGGGAUAACUGCAGUCUACCCCUACUGCCCAGCAGGAAGAAAGUAAACAUGGCAUCAGGACUUGGAGUUUACAAUCAGAAUCUGGACCCUAAAGAACAUUUACUGCAAACAAAGGUGAAGAAAGUGGAAAAAGGAAUUGGACUUACAAGUUGAACUCUUUCAGUACAAAAAGACUCUAUCUUGUGAAAAGUUUAUACCUCAAUCUUUACUACUGUAUUUUGAAAAACAAAAGUUACUACAGGUUUUAAAAAUAACAAUUUUAAUUAUUGCUUAUUAAGCAAUUUUUUAUAAACAUUUCUAUCAUAUUUAAAAGGUCAGAUGCAUUCAACAAAGAGCCAAUAAGAAUAUGUUAAAACCCCAAAUCUGAUUUUUGCUAAGAAUUCUUCCUGGCCAAGUAAUUAAGGUAGUAUGAUCAGUAUAAAGACACAAUCCCAAGGAUUAUAAGCCUUGAUCUAGAGAAGGCUAUGCAGAACUGGUGGGG
Messenger RNA from Mustela erminea (ermine), 5184 nucleotides. RefSeq names its product nidogen 2 (gene NID2). The record is from RefSeq and is a predicted model, not a curated record. Gene Ontology annotation, molecular function: calcium ion binding. The transcript has 21 exons. Lineage: Eukaryota; Metazoa; Chordata; Mammalia; Carnivora; Mustelidae. Gene Ontology annotation, biological process: cell-matrix adhesion. Gene Ontology annotation, cellular component: basement membrane. The coding region runs from base 352 to 4749 and encodes 1465 amino acids.